AUGCCCCUUCCAACCGAGUCGAAUGACCUGGUGGACAUAAAACAAAGAGACAAUGAACCUUUAAAGGACUACAUUCGAUGUUUUAUGCAAGAGGCCACCAAGGUGAAAUCCUUAAGCGAUAAUGGCAAAUUUAUAGCCAUCAACUCAGGAAUCAAAAUAAAAAGUCCAUUUUGGAGCAGCUUUAAGAGGAAGUUUGCAUGUACCACCCAGGAAUUCCUUGAUUGGGAAGAAGAAUUUAUUAAGCUUGAGGAAGCUGAGCGGAAGGUGGAUAACCCUAGCCAAGCAGCUACUGGACAGGGGAAGACAGAAGUUGGAAACACCACUAACAUAACUGGAGAAAGCAAAAAUGGGGCCAAAAAUGGCAAAUGUGGCUGGAAGGCAAACGUGGCUGAAAGUAGUAAUAAUCAUAAUGACAGCAAGAAGCCUAAAACUACCGAGCAGCCCAAACCACGAGAAUAUGUUCCUAAGUUUACUACUUACUCCAUCCUGAUGGAGUCCCCAACAGAUGUUUUCAAAGCUACCCAGACGGUCGUACCAUGCAGAAGACCUCCACCGAUGAGGAAGGAUGUUAACAGACGGGAUAUGACUAAAUUAUGUUGGUUUCACAAUGACUACAGUCAUGAAACCAAUGAAUGUAACCACCUGAAGGAAGAGAUAGAAAUCCUCAUUCGACAGAAUAAUGCUCAUCUGAAGAGCAAGUCACGAGAAAAAUAUGCUCUUUCCCUUAGAUAUGAGAAGGACGAUGACGUACUAGUUAUCCAGGAGCAUACUCCCAAACAGCCUCACUAUGAAUGUGAGCCCAUCAUAUUCAACGCAGAAGACACGGGUCAUGUGCAUCAUCCACAUAAUGAUCCUUUGGUUGUGGAAGUCCAGAUUGCCAACAUGAUUGUGGCCCGGAAAAUGAUCGACCUUAGGUCAUCCACCAACAUCCUGUUCAAGAAUACCCUGGAGCGAAUGAAUUUCAACAUCAAAGAUUUGGAGCCAUGUGAACAGUUGUUGUACGGGUUCACAGGAAGCAGCAUAGCCAUAGUAGGAAGCAUAAGGCUGCCUCUAAUGGUGGGGGCGGCACCUAAGGGCAACACUGUCAUGGAUUUGUUCGUUGUAAUUGACAUUCCUUCUCCAUAUAAUGCCAUGAUAGGCCGACCAGCCCUAUAUGAUCUCUGA
Humulus lupulus (European hop) is the source of this 1164-nucleotide messenger RNA. RefSeq lists its product as uncharacterized. The transcript is spliced from 2 exons. Bases 1 to 1164 code for a protein of 387 amino acids. The record is from RefSeq and is a predicted model, not a curated record. NCBI's taxonomy places the organism in Eukaryota, Viridiplantae, Streptophyta, Magnoliopsida, Rosales, Cannabaceae.